This is a messenger RNA of Acyrthosiphon pisum (pea aphid), 1282 nucleotides long. RefSeq names its product Probable tRNA N6-adenosine threonylcarbamoyltransferase Tcs3 (gene Tcs3). The record is from RefSeq and is marked provisional. Gene Ontology annotation, cellular component: EKC/KEOPS complex; cytoplasm. Gene Ontology annotation, biological process: tRNA threonylcarbamoyladenosine modification. Lineage: Eukaryota; Metazoa; Arthropoda; Insecta; Hemiptera; Aphididae. Bases 171 to 1178 code for a protein of 335 amino acids. The transcript has 7 exons.
AAGUAAUUUGGCUCCAUCAUAAACUUGGCACAUUAAGAUUCGAAAACCAAAGUUUCAAACGACAAACCAUAGGGUAAUACUGGAAUUUACUGGAAUAAGUGGAACACGACCAUCAUGACUAAGUGACAAACACAGAGAUAGUGAACUUACCUAAAAUUUUUUUCUAAACAAUGGUUAUUAGCAUAGGAUUUGAAGGUAGUGCAAAUAAACUAGGUAUUGGAAUCGUUAAAGAUGGUGAGGUGCUAGCGAAUUGUAGAAGAACAUACAUAACACCGCCAGGUGAAGGAUUUUUACCCCGAGAAACUGCAAAACAUCACCAAAAUAAUAUUAUAUUGUUAUUAGAAGAAACAAUCAAAACAUCUGGCAUACAACCGGAACAGAUUGAUGUUGUAUGUUUUACUAAGGGUCCUGGAAUUGGUAGCUGUUUAGUUAGUGUUGCUGCUGUGGCACGUACUCUCGCUCAACUUUGGAACAAACCUUUAAUACCUGUUAACCAUUGUAUUGCACAUAUAGAAAUGGGUCGCUUAAUAACCGGUAGUGACAACCCUACUGUUUUAUAUGUUAGUGGAGGAAAUACUCAAGUCAUAGCUUAUUCUGGAAAAUAUUACAGAAUAUUUGGUGAAACAAUAGAUAUUGCUGUUGGAAAUUGCUUAGAUCGAUUUGCAAGAGUUUUAAAAUUAUCCAAUGAUCCUAGUCCUGGUUACAAUAUUGAACAAAUGGCUAAAAAUGGUAAAAAAUAUCUUAAAUUACCUUAUGUAGUAAAAGGUAUGGAUGUAUCGUUUUCUGGUAUACUAUCCUAUAUAGAAGAAAAGGCACCAUCAUUGCUAUCAUCUGGUGAAUAUACUCCUGAAGACUUGUGUUUUUCCCUUCAAGAAACUAUUUUUGCAAUGCUAAUAGAAACAACAGAAAGAGCAAUGUCUCAUUGUCAGUCAAAAGAAGUACUAAUAGUAGGAGGUGUUGGUUGUAAUGAAAGAUUACAAGAUAUGAUGAAAAUUAUGUGUGAAGAAAGGAGUGCAAUAUUAUAUGCUACUGAUGAAAGAUUUUGUAUAGACAAUGGAGUAAUGAUUGCUCAUACUGGAGCAUUAAUGCAUAAUAGUGGAUAUAAGACUACAUGGGAAAAUACAUUUUGUACACAGAGGUUUAGGACAGACGAAGUUGAAGUUACAUGGAGGUCAUGAAAAUGUGUUAAAGCUUUUUUUUAUAUACACUACAUAGUUGUAAGUUACACCAAUAACCAAAGUAUUCUUGCUAAAACGCAAACUAAUAAAGCAAAUACAGGCCA